Rubroshorea leprosula is the source of this 2981-nucleotide messenger RNA. The record is from the annotation of a GenBank genome assembly. NCBI's taxonomy places the organism in Eukaryota, Viridiplantae, Streptophyta, Magnoliopsida, Malvales, Dipterocarpaceae.
AAUUUCCAUAAAUAACUGCUGCAGACCUUGUGUAUAUAGGAUACUCAAUUCUGUGAAUAAAAGAUAUCAGUUUCAUUCUCAAGUUUCUGUCUUAAUAGUGGUAUUAGAGCCACGGUCUCAAGCGGGACUAACAUCAAACAACCAUGGCCGACGAAACACCCAAAACCACCGAUUCCAAAACCCAAAAGUCAAGCUCAGGCAAAACCGUGAUUACCACACCCGCUGUUAUCAAUACCAGUACCAGUUCAAACAAUAUCAUAGCCUUUGUUGCUGCUCAAUUCCCAGGUACUAGGCCAUGUCCUCCAGAAGAUGACAUACUCGACUCACCAUAUGAUUUGUGGGUGAGGCAAGAUCAAUCAAUACAACACGCAAUUAUGACUUUAGUAUCAAAAUCCAUUCACCCAUAUGUAUCUAGUGUAGAGACCUUGCAUGAAGCUUGGGUGAUACUUGAAAGACUUUAUGCAAAUAGCUCUCGUACGAGAGUUAAUGCAUUGAAAGAAAGGCUCCAGAAGCUUCAGUGUGAAGGUAGAGCGGUAGCAGAGUAUCUUCGCACUAUAAAAAUCCUAAUUGAUCGGAUUGGAAAUGUAGAAAAGGUACCCCUAAACAAUUCUGACAUUCAAGUUUAUUUGCUUAACAGUUUGGGACAUGAAUACAGGGAAUUCAAGGCCUCAAUUCGAGCCCCACAAUUUGCUUCUGUGCAUCCUCGUACUGUUGGAAAUCCUAGCGGCUAUGGUGGCUUCAAUGCUUGGAACUCGAUAGGUGGCCAUUAUGAUGGAGUUCAAGCACACUUCAAUCGGACUUCUAAGCCUAACUCAACAGCUUCACCUUAUACCAACAGCCAAUUUAAUGGGUAUGCCCCAAAGGGUCGUGGAGGAGCCCGAGGAAACCAUGGAGCCCGUGGAGGGAAAAAUAAUCGGAAUUCCUCCAAUAGGUAUAAUAGUUACCAUGCUAAUGCAUGUCAAUUGUGCAAUAGUUUUGGACAUUUUGCUAGGAACUAUCCUGAACUCAAAAAUCAUGCUCAUGUUGCCAACUUUGCAACAACUUCCACUUCAAAGAAGGGUGAUUGGUGGAUAGAUUCUGGAGCCUCUGAUCAUACACCUUCUGUUGCAGUCGACCCAUCCAUUGUUGGUGCUUCGCCAUCAUCUGAAUUUGGCCCUCAAGCAGCAGUCCCUAGUGCGGCCUCCAUAGUUGUUAAUCAGGUAAGCUUUCUCAACCCUCCAUCCUUUUCUACCUCAGUCUCUGAUCUUGUCCCUUCCCCUGUUUCCCCGAUAGGUGACUCAUCCCCGACACCAUUAGCUCCUUUUUCACCCUCAUCUAAUUCCACCUCUAGCCUUUCUUUCGAUCUCGAACCUGCAUCCACCAGAACCUUGCCUUCCUCUCCUGUCACACAACCAACACCUAGCCAUUCCCAGGCCAGUUCCAUUUCUCCCCACUCCGACUCACCUCACACCUCGCCUCCAGCACCAAACCCGCCUCCUAUCCCUUCUCGGACUCAUGGCAUGACUACUAAAUCUCAACACAAUAUUUUCAAACCCAAAACCUUAUUCACUGCAACUAAACAUCCCAUUGAUCCACCCUUAGAGCCCACUUGUGUUAGUCAAGCUUUGAAACAUCCUCAAUGGCGUCAGGCUAUGUCUGAUGAGUUUAAUGCUUUGGUUCACCAAGGCACUUGGGAGUUGGUUCCACCUAAUGCCUAUCAACAUGUGAUUGGUUGCAAGUGGGUAUUCCGGGUUAAAUGGAAUAAGGAAGGCAGGGUUGAACGGUUUAAAGCUCGUCUUGUGGCUAAAGGAUUUCAUCAAAGGCCUGGUUUUGAUUACUUUAACACUUUUAGCCCUGUUAUUAAACCUGUUACUAUUCGGGUUGUUCUCUCUUUGGCAAUCACUCAGAAUUGGUCUAUUCGGCAAUUAGAUGUUAACAAUGCUUUUCUCCAUGGAAAGCUUGAGGAAGACUUGUUUAUUGCUCAACCACCCGGGUUCAUUGAUGCUAGUCUACCUUUGCAUGUUUGCCUGCUUCGGAAGUCUAUCUAUGGCCUCAAACAGGCUCCUCACACAUGGUUUCAAGAGUUGAAAAGCUUUUUACUCUCUCAUGGGUUCCAUAAUUCUCGCUCAGAUACAUCUCUUUUUAUCUAUCGCAAUGGGUCUGAUUGCUUAUACUUUCUGGUUUAUGUCGAUGAAAUCAUUGUGACCGGCAGCAAUCCACAGUUGGUUGAUUCUUUGAUUCAAUUGAUCAGCAACACAUUCUCUAUCAAAGACCUUGGUUCCCUUACUUAUUUUUUGGGAGUUAAUGCUAUCUUCACUCCUGCAGGCCUUUUUCUCUCUCAGGCUCAAUAUAUUUGUGACCUACUGGAUAAGUUUGGCAUGGCUGAGGCUAAACUAGUUUCCUCCCCAAUGGCUACAACUCCUCUUCAAUUGCACCAAGGGCUCAAACUCUUGGAUCCUUUUCCAUACCGGCGUCUUGUUGGCUCAUUGCAAUAUCUUAAUCUCACAAGACCGGACAUUACUUUCGCAGGCUUUGUUUUUCAUGGUCUUCUUCUGCGUCGGCAGCCUCUGUUCCCUCUCCAUGCCUUUUCCGACUUUGAUUGGGUCGGUGACAAGGAUACCCUUCGCUCAAUAGAGGCCGAGUACCGUGCUCUAGCUGCUGUAUCCUCUGAAGUUAUGUGGGUUUGCCAUCUUCUUUGUGAGUUGGGGCAUCCUGUUUCUUCUCCUUCGGCGGUGUACUGUGACAAUGUUGGUGCUACUCAUCUUAGUAGCAAUUCAGUCAUGCACACUCGUAUGAAACAUAUUGCCAUUGAUCUUCAUUUUGUCCGUGAGUUGGUGGAUCGGAAGCUUCUAUGGUUCUCUCAGCUGAAAUGCAAGAUUGGCGUUACCGAUGGUAGCUCUAUCUUGCGGGGGCGUGUUAUGGAAACACAUCUUGUCAACACAGCUCAUGAAUCUGGCUCGUGAAUUUGCACUAAUUAUAGCAAAUAUAAUCAGCAUUAUAUG